This is a messenger RNA of Gamsiella multidivaricata, 1402 nucleotides long. RefSeq names its product kinase-like domain-containing protein. Bases 188 to 1300 code for a protein of 370 amino acids. The transcript is spliced from 8 exons. Gene Ontology annotation, biological process: protein phosphorylation; cellular response to oxidative stress. The record is from RefSeq and is a predicted model, not a curated record. Gene Ontology annotation, molecular function: calcium/calmodulin-dependent protein kinase activity; calmodulin binding; ATP binding. NCBI's taxonomy places the organism in Eukaryota, Fungi, Mortierellomycota, Mortierellomycetes, Mortierellales, Mortierellaceae.
CCUCUUGACAUCGACAUCGCCUCCUCCAUACUGCUGUCGGCCGCCAGGAACCACGCGCACAAUUUGUCAGCCAGCUAGCAAACGUACGACUCCAGGACGUAUUCAUCACACCCACGCGACAGCCCCGCUACAGAAACAGGAACAGAACAAAUCAGCUACAUUUAAUUAUCCACGCGCUCAAUAAACCAUGUCUGUCACAGCUGCUCCAACGAUCGUCCCCUGUAAAUACAAAACCGGCCGUAUCCUCGGCGAGGGAACCUAUGCUGUUGUGAAGGAGGCCGUCAGCAUUGAGACAGGAAGGAAAUAUGCCGUCAAAGUCAUUAGCAAGAAACUCAUGGAGGGAAAGGAGCACAUGAUUCGGAACGAGAUUGCAGUUCUCCGCCGUAUCUCCGUCGGCCACGCCAACAUCCUAACCCUGGCCGAUUCUUUCGAAACGCUCAAUAACCUGUAUCUGGUAACCGAGUUGGCCGAGGGAGGCGAGCUAUUUGACAGGAUUUGCAGUAAGGGCAACUAUUAUGAACGGGAUGCUGCCAAUAUUGUCCAGACGAUCUGCAGCGCGGUCGCAUAUCUACAUGAUCAGGGAAUUGUUCAUCGAGACUUGAAGCCAGAAAACCUUCUCUUCAAGACGAAGGCCGAGGAUAGUGAGCUGAUGAUUGCAGACUUUGGUCUAUCAAGGAUCAUUGACCACGAGAAAUUUCAUCUCCUCACCACAACUUGUGGAACACCUGGAUACAUGGCACCAGAGAUAUUCAAAAAAUCUGGGCAUGGGAAACCUGUCGACAUGUGGGCCCUGGGUGUGAUCACCUACUUCUUACUCUGCGGUUACACGCCCUUUGACUGUCAGAGCAGUAUGGACGAGAUGCAUGCUAUCCUAAACGCUCAGUAUCAAUUCGAACCCAUUGAGUUCUGGCAAGGCGUUUCAGACACAGCGCGGUCCUUUGUGAAUGGAUUGCUAACUGUGGACCCUAGCCGUCGCAUGACUGCCAAAGAAGCACUCGAACACCCCUGGUUAGCCCAACUCUCGCAGACAGAACCAUCCCUUAGCCAUCAGCAGCAGCCAGCAGAGAACCAGUACCCGCAUGGACAGGAUCCUAUCGGAUCUACAGACAUGGAUGGCGUGGAGCAACAUGACUUGUUGCCGAAUAUGGUGGCCCGUAUGAACGCCCGGAGUAAAUUCCGUAAUGCGGUACAGGCAGUUAAGGCCGCAAACAAAAUGCGUGCGCUCCAGAAUCAGCUCGGACAUGUGCACCCUGAAGAUGUUUCGCAUGUGCUUCAUCAAGGCGAUGUGGAUAUGGUGUAGAGUUGUCGCACUAUAGUAGUAUCUAUUCAGCAGGCAACGCAUCUGUCAGCUUCGCAAGGUGAUGCGGAAUAAAAUCAACCUCUUACACACCUAUGGUCCUUG